Molecule: messenger RNA, 3205 nt
Organism: Branchiostoma floridae (Florida lancelet)
Lineage: Eukaryota; Metazoa; Chordata; Leptocardii; Amphioxiformes; Branchiostomatidae
Product: leucine-rich repeat-containing protein 24-like
Exons: 1
Coding region: 173-1957 (594 amino acids)
Molecular function (GO): protein binding
Source: RefSeq, a predicted model, not a curated record
GAGACUACUGGUUCUGUUCCUCAUCGUCUUAAAGGAAGCCAAGCAGACAGCAGCCUGCAACACAAGUUGCCCAUUAGACUGCUCCUGUAGCAAUAAAAACCUCAGCAGCGUUCCUCAGUAUCUGCCUAGAAAUAUCACUAAGCUUUACCUGAGAGGAAAUGUCAUCACAACCAUGACUCCUUAUGCAUUCUUAAGAUAUAGGAGUCUGAUUCAUCUAGAUCUGUCCUCCAACCGAAUUACCUACAUCCAGUCUGCCACAUUCUCCAAUCUAAUACAGCUUCAAAGUUUAAGUCUGCACAACAACAAAAUAGCUAACAUCCAGGCUGAUGUAUUCUCUGGUUUGUCACAGCUCCAAUGGCUGCACUUGCAGAAGAACCAAAUAAACAGCAUUGAACCUGGUGUGUUUUCAGGUCUACUACAGCUCCAAAAGUUGUUUCUUCAUGACAACCAACUAACCAACAUUCUUCCAGGCACUUUCUCAAAUCUACCACAGCUGCAAAGAUUGCAACUGUACAACAACAAGAUAGCUAACAUUCAUGCUGAUGCGUUCUCAAGCAUGCCACAGCUCCGUUCCCUGCAACUGCAGCACAACAAAAUAACUAAUAUUUAUCCCGGAACGUUUUUAAAUCUACCACAACUACAACAUUUAUUACUAUAUCACAACCAACUAACCAACAUUCUUUCAGGCACUUUCUCAAAUCUACCACAGCUACAAAGAUUGUCUCUGUCCAACAACAAAAUAACCGACAUUCGCCCUGGUUCUUUCUCCAAUCUGCCACAACUAGUCAUGUUAAAUCUGCGCGACAACCAGAUAGCGACUCUGCCCUCCCAAUUGUAUGCCGAGUUGUCACCCAUCUCUCUAUUGAAUAUCCAAAACAAUCCUUGGCAAUGCGACUGUAGGGUGGCGGCCUUCAGGCUUAGGAUGAGUGGGUCUCACUCAUUUGAACGUCAGAUUAUUUGUUCUCAACCAGUCAACUUACAAGGGCAAAAAUUAAGCGAUAUCAAUCCCGAAGAUCUGAUCUGUGUAGAACCAAGCAUUCUAAGCUUUCACAGGGGUGACGAUAACACAUUUGUGCAGGAGCCGACUGUUCAAUUGGCCUGUCAGGCUUCAGGAAUUCCCUCACCCGACAUCACAGUCAUUCUUCCAUCUGGGCUGACUGUGAGUGUUGAGUCAGAAGGGAGGGUGACUGUGGGAGUGAAUGGUACCAUCACCAUAACCAAUGUUACUGCAGCAGAUGCUGGUCCGUAUGUCUGUACUGCAGCAAAUCAUGCUGGCUCCACAUCUGCCACACUAUCUGUUAAUGUCCAGUUGAAUGUGCCCACGACGAUCUCUUCACCUCUUUCCACAUAUACAGAUACCACUGGACCAGGUACUUCAACCUACCCUACGGACAACAGCUACCUUGAACCUUCUCCCACUUUCUCCCUACUUGAUGCCCAGUUGAAUGUGCCCACGACAAUCGCGUCUCCUCUUUCUACAUAUACAGAUACCACUGGAACUGGUACUUCAACCCAUCCCACGGACAAUACUAGUAGCUACCUUGUAUCUUCUCCCAUUUCCUCCCUACCUGAUGCCCGUGUGAAUGUGCCCACGACAAUCGCUUCACCUCUUUCUACAUAUACAGAUACCACUGGUACUUCAAUCCAUCCGACGGACAACAGCUACCUUGUAUCUUCUCCCACUUUCUCCCUAUCUGUUCUUGUUCAUCAUUUGCCGUCCCAAGAGCCUGAACUUGAUCCAAGUCUCUCCCUGUCUGUUCUCAUUGCCCUCAUCGCUACUGCAGUGACUGUUGCUGUCCUCAUUGGUUUCACCAUCUUCAUAGUAUUCUGGAAGAGGUGGACCAGGAAUCGGUCCGUUGGUCCAGACCCUGGUGUUGUUUUCAACAACACAGGCACCACGGCUACUGUAACAACUAGCGGUCAUGACCUGAUACAUCAUCAUGAUACUGAUGCCUGAUUGGCAGAUUCAAACCCAUCGUACUUCUGCCCAAAAUGGUUGUGUCUGAAAUAUUUGGAAAUGCAAAAUCACAUUCAAUCUCUGUCAGUAGUAGUUCCAAAAUGGCCGUAAUCCUUAUGCUUGCGGCUUGAGCCUGAAUGUGACCAGCAAGAACGGUAUUUCAGUGUAGCAUUCUAUGACUUCAUCAUCCCAAAAGACAUUUGAUGCCCUUUCAUGAUGAGUUUGAGGUUGGAAUGAGUCUGUAUGACCAUUUUGACACAUUUUUGCCUGGCAAUUGUUAAUAAAUAUGUUAUCAUGAAAUUGAACAAUUUAACAGUGUUUGCCAAAGUACCGUCAGAAGAAAGAUGUAAAUGAUACAGUAUGAACCACAUUUGUGAAGUAUAGAAUCAAUGCUGAACAGGAAGAUGUACGUCAAAAAAGCGUCUGAUAAAAGAAAGUCUGCAACUUGGUACACACAGUCUCAAAUUCAACUUCCCCUCUAGCCACCUCUUUUCAUAAUCAUGUCCUAUCGCUAACAUUUCACGUCGUGAUGUCUAAGGACCAAGAAUUUAUGAAACUGAUGGCAGUCUAAAGUACCAAGCUACUGGCAUGUACACAUGUAUUUACUGAACAGCUGAAGUUAACGUUACAAGCAACUGAUGUGAAAUGAUGAUACAUUCACCCUGUGCACAUCAUAGCCUUAAUCUACACUAAUCUAUAGAUGAGUAAUACAAACCUGUAGUACACGAUGUUGAACUUUCCUUAAUCGUGCGUUGUAAAAGGUAGGUUAAGUCCACACAUUGUACAUUGAACCUGUACAUAUAACGUUAUACUGUAGAUAUUGCCUAGAAGGGAAUGUGUACUAGGCUGGCUGAAGCUGAUAGGCAGAGUUUAGUUUAUGAUUUGUAUUAACUUGGCUGACGCAAUCUUAUCAUUACCUUUGAAUAUACAAAAUAUUUUAUACAUAGUACCUGCUACCUGAUUUGGUGUACCUGCUACAUAUUAUUUGAUCAAAAUUGUAGAAUCGACCAAUUCUUUUCCGUUAUUUUAACAGACAAUCGAAAUAUACCUUCAUAUAUGUAUAUAAUGUAAUAUUAUCAUGUUACUUUUAGUGCAUAACUUGGCAUGCCGAGGUUGAAGUUCGUUUAUUGUACAGAGAGACUGAAUUGAAGGCUAUUUCGUAGUGAUAUUUUCAUAUUCACAGAUACCAUUCAUGGUAUUCAGAUUUUUGUUCGCAUGUUCAUAUCGCACGUGUUGAGUGUAGGAUGU